UGAGCAGGCGUUCUUCCCGCGCCACCGAACGCGUCUUUCAUAUCAACCAUUCCAUCGGAAUUCUUCCAAUCUAUGGUGAAAUCGCGAUCUUUCUCUUUGGGGGCCCUGGCUUGAUAAGGUUGUGACAUAUGAUUCUUUUUCCGGUAUGCUGACAGCGUUCGCUGUCACAAAAUCAACGUGAUCAAUGGAGCCUUUCCAAGUGCGCCUAAACUGUGUGGACCAUUAUCAGGCAAACCCGUCGGAACUCGACCCUCCUCUGCCUCACAAGAUUGGAAAUAGAGAGAAACUUUACAAGCCUAAGGUCCCUGUGGUGAGGAUAUUUGGUACUACGGAAACCGGCCAGAAAAUUUGCGUCCAUGUUCAUGGCGCGUUUCCCUAUCUCUAUGUUCGGUACGAUGGGGACUUGAACCCCGAUACAGUACGGUCUGCGGCAAAGAGUCUGCAUAUCUCAAUAGAUCAUGCCUUAGCCGUCAGUUACCGACGUAAUGCGUACGACAAAAAGGCGGUUUUUGUUGCGCAUAUUACUCUAGUGAAGGGUGUCCCCUUCUAUGGCUACCAUGUGGGAUACCGUUUCUUUUUUAAGGUAUACCUAUUAAACCCCAUUUACAUCACACGGUUAGCGGAUUUGCUCCUCCAGGGUGCUGUGAUGAAGCGCCCAAUCCAACCAUACGAAAGCCACAUGCAGUAUAUCCCGCAAUGGAUGUGCGAUUAUAGUCUAUUCGGCUGCGCGUUUAUGAAGUGCGGCAAGGUCAAAUUUCGCUCUCCGGUACCAGAAUAUCUAGAUUUUACCGACCUGUCCCACCGCUGGCAUGACCGAUCAAUACCAUCUGAUUGGAUUUCAGAUGAGAGUGUGCUACCCAAACAAAGCCACUGUCCGCUAGAAGCCGAUGUUUGCGUCCAAGAUAUCCUGAAUAGAUUGGAAAUAAAUGAGCGACCCAUUCAUCAUGACUUCGGCGAGCUUUUGAAGCCUACGGUAUUAAACGAGAGACUUGUUCCAAGUCUGGCGGGGCUAUGGCAGGAUGAAAAACGCCGGCGAAAAAAGCGACUCGGGCUCGUCGAUCCGGAUAGUAGUCCAUUUACCAAGGAAGACCUAGUCUCAUUUACGUCUGAUCCAAGAAAGAACUCGCAGGGAGAUUGGAUCCAUGGAGAUGAAUUCCAGCUAUUGGUUCAACAAAUUGCUGCGGAGGAGCGACGCCAAGAUAAUGACCAGGAUGUCACGUUGGAUGGGCUUUUGCGACACAACGUGUAUGAGAAGGAUGUCAAAACUGCAUUGGAGAGCGUUGAAGACUUCUUUCCCGGUCCAGAUGGGUUUACGAGCUUGCAACUGCGCUACAACAGCGAAAGUGAUCCGGCGGAAGAGGGGGCUCAUGACUACGUUGACGAAGAUGCUAUCCGGCUAGUUGAAUCAAAUGCGGAUCCUGACUCGUCUGAAGAGGAUGGCAUGACUGACAUAUUUUCUGAGGAUGAGGAUGAAGUGGACCUUGUAAAAUUGGCUACUAGCAUGCAGCAAGAUGAGAGCUCCGAUGAGAAUUUUCAAACUCGAGGGCACAAACCUUUCGAACCUCAAGAUGAUGAAUUGGACUCAGAACGAAAUGGCACUUCUGGCUUUGAGGAGCUGGGAAGUGUUCCAGGUCUAGACACCCGCGGAAUCCAGUUCGACGUCCCUACUCAAAACAAGAUACAAAGCGAUGAUAUGCGGGCGACGAGACUGAAUCAGAACAAAAUAAUGGACAAAACUACCCAGGAUUAUAAUAAUAUGCCUAGUCGCCGUGCAGAACAGUCACCUCCACUAGAACAGCUCUCCUCCCAGUCGAAAAUUCGUCCCAAAAACAUGAGCCAAGCUGGUACAUUGAAUUUCCCUGUUGUCAAAGACCCCAAUGACCCGAUGACAAUCCUACGCUUCAGUCAAGAGGGGUCAACCUCGAAAGUCCUGUUGGACAUGGGAGCAAAGCAAAAUGACGAUCCUAGAAAAGUUGAGGACAUGCUGCAACCUCCUUCGUCUACUGAGACUGAAUCUGAUGGUUCGUCGGAUGUAGUUGCCCCUGAAACUGCAGCUCUUAUACUUGAAGCUUUCAAUAUCCCAUCACAUAUCCGCUUGGGUUUCUUGCGGCGACCCUGCCCUGUUCCUAGGGAAGUUUCUUCAAUAAUAGACGCUUUCGGACACCCAAGUGUCAUAUACAAAGAUGCGCACUACAGUCGGGACGAAGACGUCCCUGAUCGUCCACGGGACUAUGCAGGAAGGGAGUUCCGGCUUGGGGGUACCAGUAUACGUUAUCUUCCCGGUUUUGAUCGUUCUGGCCGCUCCCCUGCAAUUCUGGGUGAACAGAACAUAGGGACAAAGGACAAAUGUGACUGGAAUGAAACAGAUCAUCAAUUACGCAUCGCAUCCACGGCUAGGAUUUGGGAAUUUGCAGCGGAACCCCCUAGCCGUUCGGAGGUCAUCACUUGGUUUGAAAACCAACAACGCAAGGCUUUGGCACCACCCACGAAAACAAAGGAGCGACAUAAGGACAAAGAGUCUAGGAUGCAAGCGCUUUCCCAAAUCGAAGGCCCAACACAAAAGAAUGACCAUGGAUCCGAAUGCUCGCAAAAUGAAGAAUCGACUAGUGUUGAGCAUCAGGCUCAGUAUAUGAGCACUAUGAGUCUAGAGGUCCAUGUGAACACUCGAGGGGUGCUCUCACCGAAUCCGGAAGAAGAUGAGAUAGCUUCGUUUUUCUGGUGUAUAAGCUCGGAAAAUGAACUUCUCGACGAUAAUGAUGUUCCAUCAGGAGCCCAAAUUGGGAUCGUUUUCCAAGGAGAUGGAGAACGUCCUGAAUUGAAAGUUUCCAAGGCAUUAAGAGUGGAUUGGGAACAUGAACCAACGGAGCUGGAUCUAAUAAAUCGUCUAGUUGACAUUGUUCGAUUGCAUGACCCUGAUAUUAUCACCGGAUACGAAGUGCAUAACAGCUCUUGGGGGUACGUAAUUGAGAGAGCAAAGAAGAAAUAUGAUUUUGAUCUUUGUGACGAGCUAUCGCGGGUGAAAUCGCAAGCACAUGGACGAUUUGGCAAAGCGGCUGAUAAAUGGGGCUUCAAUCAAACUUCGUCUAUCCGCAUCACUGGAAGACACAUGAUCAAUAUAUGGCGUGCCAUGAGGAGUGAGAUGAAUCUACUACAGUACACAAUGGAAAACGUUGUUUUCCACCUCCUGCACCGGCGGAUUCCGCAUUAUUCAUUCCGCGACCUUACCUUAUGGUAUCAAAGCGAUAGGCCUCGGGAUUUUAUGAAAGUUGUCAACUAUUUUGUUUCACGCGUUCAAAUGAACAUUGAAAUUCUUGACGCAAAUGAGUUGAUACCUCGGAUCAGCGAGCAAGCGAGAAUUCUUGGCAUAGACUUUUAUUCAGUGUUUUCUCGAGGGUCCCAGUUCAAAGUCGAGUCUCUGAUGUUUCGAAUCGCAAAGCCAGAAAACUUCAUCCUUGUUUCCCCAAGCAGAAAGCAAGUUGGUCAACAAAAUGCCCUUGAGUGCUUGCCGCUUGUUAUGGAACCUCAGAGCGAUUUCUACACUAGCCCUCUUCUUGUUCUGGAUUUCCAGUCGUUAUACCCUAGCAUCAUGAUCGCCUACAACUAUUGUUAUUCCACUUUCCUUGGGAGGGUUCACUCAUGGAGGGGGCGAGAUAAGAUGGGUUUCAUGGACUAUAAACGGAAACCGAGGCUGCUGGAGCUGCUCAAAGACCAGAUUAACAUCGCGCCGAACGGUAUGAUUUAUGCAAAGCCUGGGAUGCGGAAGUCGUUACUUGCUAGAAUGCUCGCAGAAAUACUGGAAACGCGGGUGAUGGUUAAGGCUGGAAUGAAGGUGGAUAAAGAUGACCGAGCACUGCAGCGUCUUCUUAACAACCGACAGCUUGCCCUGAAGCUCAUAGCCAAUGUUACAUAUGGGUAUACAUCUGCCUCGUUCUCAGGGAGGAUGCCUUGCUCUGAAAUUGCUGACAGCAUCGUUCAAUCGGGUCGCGAGACUCUCGAAAAGGCCAUUGCUUUUAUUCAUUCUGUGGAACGAUGGGGCGCUGAAGUGGUGUACGGAGAUACAGAUAGUCUCUUCGUUUACCUCAAAGGACGGACUCGGGAUCAGGCUUUUGAUAUUGGUGAAGAAAUUGCUCGAGCCGUCACAGACAUGAACCCACACCCAGUCAAGUUGAAAUUCGAAAAAGUCUAUCACCCAUGUGUGCUACUUGCGAAAAAGCGAUACGUCGGCUUCAAGUAUGAACAUCGAGACCAAAAGGAGCCCGAGUUCGACGCCAAAGGCAUUGAAACUGUUCGUCGCGACGGCACCCCAGCUGAGCAAAAGAUCGAAGAGAAGGCACUCAAGCUUCUAUUCAAAACAGCAGAUCUUAGUCAGGUGAAGAGUUACUUCCAGAAUCAGUGUACGAAAAUUAUGCAAGGACGUGUGUCAGUCCAAGACUUCUGCUUUGCAAGAGCCGUGAAACUGGGAACCUAUAGUGAAAACGGAAAUCUUCCCGCAGGAGCUCUAAUUAGCACAAAGAAAAUGCUCGAGGAUCCUCGUGCAGAGCCUCAGUACGGCGAGCGCGUUCCCUAUGUUGUGGUCACAGGAGCUCCAGGGUCCAGACUCAUCGAUCGCUGCGUAUCACCAGAGAUUCUCCUGCAGGAUGCACAAAUCGACCUCGACGCAGAAUAUUACAUCACGAAGAACCUCAUUCCUCCUUUAGAACGCAUCUUCAACCUUGUUGGAGCUAAUGUUCGCCAAUGGUAUGACGAGAUGCCGAAAGUCCAUCGCAUCCGUCGUGUGGAAGGAGCAAACUCCAUCAUUGGUGGAAAGACCAGCAUAAGAACCCUCGAAUCGUACAUGAAGGCCUCAACUUGCAUUGUCUGCAAGACCAAACUCUACGACGCCGAAAUCCCUGUCUGCUUAGAUUGCAUGCAAAGUCCUCAUCUCUCUCUACUGGAACUUGUCUCCCGCCGGCGGCAGGCCGAGCAGAAAGUUGCAAAUCUUGGGCGGGUCUGUCGGUCUUGCAUGGAUGUUCCUUUUGGGGACGAAGUGAAAUGCGACAGCCUAGACUGUCCUGUUUUUUACGCAAGAACGAGAAGUCUGGCUCAUUGGAGGCAUACAAAUGCUUCGCUUAACCCUGUAAUCAAAUUUCUACAGGAUAACUGCGGAGACGGCUUGGAAUGGUAGCUUACUUGGGCCGGCUGGGAAGGCACGGCGUGGACAUAGGUUUAUUAUUCCUGAGAUAUCCAUGCUACCUGGGUUGCUUUCUCUAGGUUUGGUUAUCACUUUCUGUCUUUUGGUUGGAGUACGCUGUUAUACUGGAGUUGGGGGGGGGGGG
Molecule: messenger RNA, 5315 nt
Organism: Aspergillus versicolor CBS 583.65
Lineage: Eukaryota; Fungi; Ascomycota; Eurotiomycetes; Eurotiales; Aspergillaceae
Product: DNA-directed DNA polymerase zeta catalytic subunit REV3
Exons: 3
Coding region: 185-5164 (1659 amino acids)
Biological process (GO): double-strand break repair via homologous recombination; error-prone translesion synthesis
Cellular component (GO): nucleus; zeta DNA polymerase complex
Molecular function (GO): DNA binding; DNA-directed DNA polymerase activity; nucleotide binding
Source: RefSeq, a predicted model, not a curated record